UUACUUCGAAACUUCCUCACACCUCUCGUUUACAAAGUAGAGUGUGAACACUGUCUUUAACAGCACAGAUUAUCUUGCCCAGAAAAGAUGUCUUUCUUCAGGAAAUUCUACCAAAAUAUCAUUCAUGACAGAAACCCUGACAAUGACACAAUUAAAGUUAAAGGGAAAGUGACGCCUGUGUUUUACGGAACAGUGGCCCCGUACCCCGACUUCAAUGCAAGCAAAGAUGCUGCAGUUCUACAGAGUGGCAUUCAGAGUAAAGGAGUGGAUGAGGAUGUGAUCAUUUCAGUCUUGGUCAAAAGAAACAAUGAGCAGAGACAGAAGAUCAAAGUCGUUUAUGAGGCUUCCACCGGCCAGUCACUGAAUCGAGCGCUGAAGUCUGCGCUCAGGUCAGAUUUGGAGGACAUCUCUUUGGCCUUAUUGAUGCCGCCAGCUCACUUUGAUGCCUACUUGAUCAGAGAUGCGACAAAGAGACUGGGCACAGAUGAAGAUGUCCUAGUAGAGGUUCUGGCAACCAGGUCAAAUGAAGAGCUCCGAGAGUUGAAGAGAGUCUAUAAAGAAGAGUACGGGGAUGACCUGGAGGAUGUUAUUAAGGAUGAAACGAGGGGUGACUUCACCACAGCCCUUCUGGCUAUGUUGAAGGCAAACAAAGAUGAGAGCACAGAAGUUGACAUGGCUCUGGCCCAAAAGGAUGCAGAGACUCUGUUCGAAGCCGGCGAGAAUACAAAAGGAGUCGAAGUCUCCGCCUUCGUCGACAUCCUGACCACACGCAGCGGACCUCAACUCUCCAAAACAUUCCAGAGGUACGCCUGUGUCAGCGACAUGACGCUACCUAAAGCUCUGAACGUUGAGCUGCGGGGAGACAUUGAAGAUUGUCUCAUUGACAUUGUGAAAUGUGCAUGGAGCACACCGGCAUUCUUUGCUGAGAAGCUCCAUCGAGCUAUGGAGCGCCAUGGCACGUGUGAAGAUACGCUGAUCAGGGUGAUGGUUAGCCGCUCGGAGGUCGACCUGAAGAAGAUCUUGGAAGAAUACAGGGCCAUGUAUGACUCAACGCUACAGGAGGACAUACUGAAAGACACAGAGCAUCACUUUGAGAACAUCCUCCUUGGACUGUGUGGACCGCACUGAGAAACCACCUCACUGGGAUUUUAGUCAGAGGUCUUACAUCUUUAUAUUAGUGGACAUGACAUCAUCAUUGAAUUUUAUUUCGUCGAUGCAUUAAUAAAGUCGGUAACCAGUAAUAAUAGCAGACACGACGUAGUUUUACCAUGCUGUAUGUUUACUAAGACAAAAGAUAAAAAGGGAGAAGAUUUAAGAUUGUCAAUUCCUAAUCAAAAUGUUCAUACUUUUUUAUUUUUGAUUUUUUUGUUCGAAUCUAUAAAUUCUCAACAUAAACUUCUUUCUCCAAAAUAAAAUACAUUGGUUGCUGUGCA
Phyllopteryx taeniolatus (common seadragon) is the source of this 1433-nucleotide messenger RNA. Its product is annotated as annexin A1-like. NCBI's taxonomy places the organism in Eukaryota, Metazoa, Chordata, Actinopteri, Syngnathiformes, Syngnathidae. The transcript is spliced from 12 exons. The record is from RefSeq and is a predicted model, not a curated record. Gene Ontology annotation, cellular component: plasma membrane; cytoplasm. The coding region runs from base 88 to 1128 and encodes 346 amino acids. Gene Ontology annotation, molecular function: phospholipase A2 inhibitor activity; calcium ion binding; cadherin binding involved in cell-cell adhesion. Gene Ontology annotation, biological process: regulation of inflammatory response; cellular response to hydrogen peroxide; insulin secretion.